Messenger RNA from Carya illinoinensis, 1344 nucleotides. RefSeq names its product vegetative cell wall protein gp1-like. NCBI's taxonomy places the organism in Eukaryota, Viridiplantae, Streptophyta, Magnoliopsida, Fagales, Juglandaceae. The transcript has a single exon. The record is from RefSeq and is a predicted model, not a curated record. The coding region runs from base 100 to 1059 and encodes 319 amino acids.
AAUAACAGCACUUGCGAGCCAUCUAUCUUUGUGACCAUUCCGAGGUUUCUUGUUUCGUUGUUCUUCUUUUGACUCAGUUCUGCACAAAUCAUCUUAAUAAUGGAGACCCAGGACCCCCGCCCUCGUCGUUUGUUCCGUUUACCUACAAUAGCUCGCCCAACUGCCCCAGUUCCAAUCCCGAACCCUGCCCCUGCUCCGGAGCCACGCCCACCUAUGGUUUGGCUUCCAUCCGUAAGGCCACCGGCCGGGCCGCUUCAACAACCACAAUCUCAAGAACCCACCCCACGACCAUCUGCGGUUGUUAGUCCAGCAGCCAGAGGUGCUGCCCCGAUAGCACAAGUACCUGCCGUAGGAGCAACACUUCCUGUUGCCCCUACUAGCUUAGUUCCAUCAUCUCCAACUCCAAGAGCUUCUGCUCCUAUUCCUUCCGCCACUUUUGCCACAGCUCGCGUUCCUAGCCCUAUACAACCUCCGAAAACCAUUCAACCUAUUGUUGAACCCUUACCUCAAUCUCCUAAGCCCAAGUCUACGGCUCCACCACCAUCUGCUUUGACCAUUUUGCCUUCCCAAUUGAAGUCGCAGGGUGAGCUUGAGCAGAAGAUCCCAACGGACGUCCUGCAGAAAGAUGUGGUGGUUCGGAAGACCAUCGGAAAGAAAGAAGUUUCAAAAGAAAAUAAAACCAAGGAGAUGGUGAAAAGUAGUUGCAAAAAUAUUUUGGAUUUAGAGGAGGUGGGUAUGAGGGUUAUAACAAUUUCUGGAGAAAACAGAGGCGCCUUUAUGAAAGUAAUCCAGUCGGCCUCAAAGAAACAUGAAGUUGUUCACAGGAAUGAAAAUCCCAAAACAGAAAGCCAUGGAAAUGACUGGGAAAACAGUACUAGUAGCGAUGAGGCCGUGGGAAAUCUGAAGAAGGACAAGAGUCAUAAAGGAAAAGUGACAAGUUCAAUGCCCAUGAGGGCAUUCGUGAACAGCAAUGUGCAGAGCAUUAACAACUCCAUCCUCUACAAUUCUUCAUGCACUCACAAUGAUCCUGGGGUGCACCUUGAUUUCUCUUCAAACUAGGAAGCCCUACGCCGCGCGAGUUCGAUGUCAAGGUUCAGAACUAGAGAAGACUUAUAAGAGAGGUUAAGCAGUGUCUGUUGUUAGGCUAAGGUAUGUACCUAAGAGAAUAAGCUAAGGGUGACUUGAGUGUUGGUUAUUAAACAAGGGAUGGGUUCUAAAUCAUGAUAGCUAGUUCCACUUCUAGCUACUAAAGUGUAUGUACGUAGGUAGUUCGAGAUUGUCGAUGGCCACCUAUAUAUAUACAUAUAUACAUAUAUGUUUGGUAAUAAACGUGCGAUUUUCACA